Molecule: messenger RNA, 1956 nt
Organism: Aspergillus uvarum CBS 121591
Lineage: Eukaryota; Fungi; Ascomycota; Eurotiomycetes; Eurotiales; Aspergillaceae
Gene: acuM
Product: gluconeogenesis transcription factor RDS2
Exons: 7
Coding region: 6-1781 (591 amino acids)
Biological process (GO): regulation of DNA-templated transcription
Cellular component (GO): nucleus
Molecular function (GO): DNA-binding transcription factor activity, RNA polymerase II-specific; RNA polymerase II transcription regulatory region sequence-specific DNA binding; zinc ion binding
Source: RefSeq, a predicted model, not a curated record
CUUCGAUGAGCCGAUCGCAUUCGCGCGCAUCCUCGCAAUUUCUACUGAGCAGUUUACAGAUCGACGCCGCAACAAAGGCAACCAAAAUCGUUAACCGUUACUGCCCAACACAAUUUCGGAUAGCCUUGCAUGUCUGCAACUUGCCAUCCUCCUUGGAGCGCCCUGAGCCAGUCGAAUUAAUUGAUCUCAGCACCGAUCCCGUUCUUGCGCAACGGUUUUGCGCCCAGCGAUCAAUGACGGAGAAAAGCGCAGCGCAUCCGGGUACAGGGCCCGAACAACACCAACCCAACAACGGGACAGCCGAUAAAUUGAGAAUCAGCAUAGCAAAUGGCGAACACACUCGAGAAAAUCCGAAUGUAAAGGAGGAACUGCUGGGCACACAGGGCCCCAAAUCUGAAAUGGCUGCGGUGGGGGCUCACUCGAGUCCGAAGAAGCGCCGCAAGGUCAAUCAUGCAUGCGUUUACUGUCGGCGAUCGCAUAUGACUUGCGACUCGGAACGACCUUGUACACGAUGUAUAAAGCGGAACAUCGGCCACUUGUGCCAUGAUGAGCCUCGAGAGUCUUCCAAGCGGUCCCGGAGCGAGAAUGAGCAUUCGGCUGCGGAUGACGAAGCCUCUUCGAACAACGAGUAUCCAAACAUCCAAGGAAUGCCCAGAACGGUCGAUGUCCAGGAUGCUGCCGGUCAGCAAAUCCUCCCAGAUGCGACAAUGGGCCUAUCGGCUUCCUCUGUGCCUUCGGUGCAGCAGCCGGGCAAUAUGUCUUCUUCCGUACUUCCCUUCAACGAAUGGGUUGGCGGGCAAAGCCAAUUUCAAGACAUGCACUCAUUUCAUCCGUCCUAUAUGUUCAACGCGCCCGAGGUCACCAACGAGUACAACCUUCUUGGAGACUUCCUCAGUAACAGUCUUCUUGACGAUGGAUCGGUUUUUCAGAAUGAUGAUCUGCAUGGGAUUUAUUCAGACCCGACGUUGAUAAACUCCAUGGCUACCUUAGGAGGAUCAAACCCGUCUAUGCUCCAGCAAGCCCAACAGGCACAGUCGCAACAAAAUCAGCAGAAUCAGCAAACCCAGAGUGAAUCCGCCCAGGGCCCUGCUGCUGCAGUGAGCAACGACAAGGCAAGAGAGACUUAUUACAUGACUGCAGCUGAUCCUUCAGGCUCAGAUCCACCAGAGGAGCGAAUGAACAAACUUCUGAAGGCCAAGUAUGACGCAGGACUUUUGAGACCAUUUAAUUAUGUCAAAGGCUAUGCAAGGUUGAACCAGUAUAUGGAAAGACACCUCCAGCAAGCUUCGCGGCAGAAGAUCCUUCGACAGCUGGACAAGUUCCGGCCGAAGUUCCGGGAGAGAAUGCAAAGUUUAACUGACAUUGAGCUGAUAUUGGUGGAGAUGUGGUUUGAACGCAGUCUGAUGGAGUACGAUCGUGUUUUCGCUAGUAUGGCCAUUCCUGCCUGCUGCUGGAGACGGACGGGCGAGAUCUUUCGAGGGAACAAAGAAAUGGCAGAAUUGAUCGGCGUUCCUAUCGAAUCCUUGCGCGAUGGCAAAUUGGCUAUCCAUGAAAUCAUUGUGGAAGACCAGCUUGUUAGCUACUGGGAGAAAUUCGGGGCGAUUGCGUUCGAUAGCACCCAGAAGGCAAUGCUCACAAGCUGCACCUUGAAAAAUCCCAAUUCGAACUCGUCUACUGACGGUAUUCCCUGCUGCUUCUCAUUCACCAUACGGCGAGACAACCACAAUAUACCAUCGCUCAUAAUCGGAAACUUCUUACCUUCGCAGCGGAAAGCGAAAUGAAGUCCGUCAUCUUCAUCUUGUCUGCUAUUUGUCGCUUUAGUACGGAGUCACUCGCACUUUGAUCUAGCUUUGGUCUAUAGAUAUCCAUUUCUUUGUCAUUUGCUUCACAGGGGCCAGGUAAUAGCCUCCUCACUUGAACAGCUUCCCAGUCUCAGGAAAUGUACCAGAAUUUGGG